Messenger RNA from Antrostomus carolinensis (chuck-will's-widow), 2097 nucleotides. RefSeq names its product dynein axonemal intermediate chain 4 (gene DNAI4). Gene Ontology annotation, cellular component: axonemal dynein complex. The transcript has 15 exons. Gene Ontology annotation, biological process: cilium movement. Gene Ontology annotation, molecular function: dynein light chain binding; dynein heavy chain binding. The record is from RefSeq and is a predicted model, not a curated record. The annotation marks the transcript as partial. NCBI's taxonomy places the organism in Eukaryota, Metazoa, Chordata, Aves, Caprimulgiformes, Caprimulgidae.
GUCUUUGACGACACAGGAAAGGAUGUGACACCCCAUCCACUCUUCCAUUCAGUCCCAAACACUGUUGGAGCCAGGACCUAUGGAAGCAGCCUUACUUCUCUAUCAAGCACAUCAACAUCUGAGACCGUACUACAUGAAACGGCAGAACCCGGCUCUCGACGAGACACAACUGUUGGCAUAUCUGAUGUGCAGGUGAGGCAAGAGGAGACAGAAGAACUGACAGAAGAAGACUUGGAUAGGACAGUGGAUAUUUACCUCACAGAGACAGAAACUAUCAGGAUAUUGGACAUGCCAUCUGUUGCGGUGUCUGUCGAGUCAGAAGAUGCUGGAAGAGUUCUGGAGAGGAAUAAGAUUUAUGCUGACAUUUGCAAAAAUAGAGCUGGUAAUGAUCGCUUUGUAGAGAAAACGAUGCAAACCAUUAACGGAGCUGCAAAGAACAAGGAGGUGCAAUGUGACAAAAUCAUCAUGGAAGAUAAAGGGAUGAUUGUCACUUCCUGGCACUUGAACAAUCCAUUUAAUGGAUCAGAAACAGAAUCUACCCCAAAAGCAGGAGGUAGCAGAACCACAACUGGGAACUGCAGCAAAUCUCAUACAACUAAAGAGCACGAUCAGACUAUGCCCAUGUCUUCUGACAGAGAAAGCACUGCUCUUGACAGAAUCCACAAAGAGGAGGAAUGCCAUUCAGAAGCUAUACUAACAUCAGAAAAAUUUCAGCAGGAUUUAUUUUUCAUGGAGAGGAUUCUAAUGGAGAAUAUUUUUCAACCCAAACUUGCAGCUUAUCGGCAAUUUCCCGUCCUUAUAGAUCUCAAUGUUACAACAGACACUAGUGGUACAGCAGCAGCCCUGAAAGCAGCUCAACAGGAAGAGCAUGACAAGGAAAAGAAGGAUAAGGAAGAGCUGACGGGAGCAUUAAUUGACCCAUCAAUUCUGUCAGGUCUAAAUAAAACCCCAGAAGAAAUUGUACCUCCCAGACCGGAACAGCUGUGGUCAUAUGUGUGUGAUUUGACUCAGGGUCACAGUGUGAGCAGCAUGGCUUGGAGCAAAGUCAACCCAGAUCUUUUAGCUGUUGGUUAUGGAGCGUUUGAUUUUAAAGACCAGAAGAAAGGCUUGGCUUGCUGCUGGUCCUUGAAGAACCCCAUGUGGCCAGAGCGUGUUUUCCGGAGCGAGCAUGGUGUGACUGCUCUGGAUUUUUCUACAGCAAGCCCAAAUCUUUUAGCAGUUGGAAUGUACAACGGGUCUGUCGCGAUCUAUAAUGUACAGAGCUGUAAGGACACUGCACUUCUGGACAGCAGUGAAUCUUCAAAUAAACAUACAGGUCCUGUAUGGCAAGUGAGGUGGGUGGAACAGGACAGAGGCCCAACAGGAGAUGGCAAAAAAGAGAGAUUAAUCUGUAUCUCAGCAGACGGCCGAGUAACCGAGUGGUUUAUACAGAAAAGACUAGAUUGCACUGAUCUGAUGAAAAUAAAGCAAAGAGAAAGUGAGAAGAAAAAAUUACCAAGUGAGAAAGAAAGGAGAAGUGAAGCUCUGAUAUUGCAACAUGCAGCUGGAAUGUGCUUUGACUUCCAUCCAAAGGACACUGAUCUUUAUCUUGCUGGAACAGAAGAGGGUCAUAUCCACAAGUGUUCUUCUUCAUGCAAUGAGCAGUUUCUAGAGACAUACAGAGGCCAUAAGGGUCCUGUCUACAAAGUCGCUUGGAAUCCAUUCAGCACCGACAUGUUCCUCAGCUGCUCUGCAGACUGGAGCAUUAUUUUAUGGCACCAGGAUUCCCAGACACCCGCUUUAACUUUCAGUUCCACUGCUGCUUUUGUUCAUGACAUUAUGUGGUCUCCAAAAUCACCCUUCAUCUUUGCAGCAGCCAAUGAAAGCCAAGUAGAAAUUUGGGAUCUCAGUGUCAGCAUCUUGAACCCCGUGAUCUCUUGCUUUGCCGACCCAGGGGUGAAAUUCACAUCCGUGCUCUUCGCCAGGAACACCGACUGCCUUCUCGUGGGGAACAGCAAAGGAGAAGUCGGAGUGUUUGAGCUGCGGAACCUGGCUGCUCCCAGCAGCAUUAAGGCUGAUCUCUUACAUGACAUAAUGGGUCCUGCUGGAGCUAUUUAA